This is a messenger RNA of Saprolegnia diclina VS20, 508 nucleotides long. RefSeq lists its product as hypothetical. The coding region runs from base 23 to 508 and encodes 161 amino acids. The record is from RefSeq and is a predicted model, not a curated record. Lineage: Eukaryota; Oomycota; Saprolegniomycetes; Saprolegniales; Saprolegniaceae. The transcript has a single exon.
UACCCUGCCGAGCUCGACAAGCAUGGUUCGUAUUCUCGCUGCUGCUCUUGCCGCCGGUGUCGUCGCCGGCCAGGCCACGACCGCGCCGACUGCCGCCGCCAACAAGUGGACCAUGACCACAAUCAACUCGGUGCAGGCGCGCGUCGUCUCGGACGCGGCGACGUGGGACGAGACCGCCAAGAAGUUUGGCCUCGUCCUCAAGCAGAACACCAACACGUUCGAGGAGAGAUAUCGCGCCGCCAUGGACACGGUCAACACGGCGUCCGUCGAAGGCGCGCUCUUCUACGUGCAGACCGAGGGCAUCAACAAGGCCGACUCGGUCAACUGCAUGCGCAAGACCAACAUGAGCUACGUCUGGUUCCUCAACGUCACGAUCGUGCAGCCGACGUUCGCGAUCGCCGAGUACGCCGACAACUCGGGCGUCGUGCCCGAGCGGCGCCGGCAUCGCACAAGAAGAGGACAAGAAGAGGAUCGUGUGGCAAAGGAGCUCCGUGUAUUCGCUCAAUGA